Messenger RNA from Momordica charantia (bitter melon), 1070 nucleotides. Its product is annotated as axoneme-associated protein MST101(2) protein. The record is from RefSeq and is a predicted model, not a curated record. Gene Ontology annotation, cellular component: nucleolus. Gene Ontology annotation, biological process: maturation of SSU-rRNA from tricistronic rRNA transcript (SSU-rRNA, 5.8S rRNA, LSU-rRNA). Lineage: Eukaryota; Viridiplantae; Streptophyta; Magnoliopsida; Cucurbitales; Cucurbitaceae.
GUUUUUCUUUUUUGGGUGAACUCUCAGUCUCCUUCGCUCUCCUCUAACGCACGCCGUACGCACUCACUUCAAUACGAGGUUUCGUCGUUCAUGCCUUCUGCCAUGAGUGACUGAGAGAGAGAUCUCGAUUAGAACUGGUUCGGAUUCGGUUGAGUGUUCUAAUCGGGUGAGUUAACGCUCUAAACGACAACCGAAGAAUCAGCCAAAAUCAGGGCAUUGUUGCCUUGCCUACUGAAACUCCACCAACUCCAACAGGCAGUGAUAAAAUGCAUUUCAGAGAUAAAAGUACGAGAAUGGGGUCAUCGAGUUGCUCGACUGAUGUGGAACCUGACAUGAAUAUCAGAAAUAUCAUGAAAGAAAUUAAUUUUCUGACCUCCUCUCAUAUGUCAUGGAAAGACAAAAAGGAGAUUGAGAACAGAAAAAUUGUCUCUCUGGGUGGAAAGCCUCAAAAGAAACAAAAACUACCUCUAAGUGUAGCACGACCAAUUAUGAAGAAACAGAAGGAAAGAGAACAAAAGAUGAUGGAAGAGCGUUUGAAUCUUGGACAAUCUAGUGGCAAUAAUUCUAGAAGAUCUAUGGGUAAGCGCAAGCCCGAGGACCAGGUUCUUAGGCCGAGCGAAGGCAUUUUUAGAAAUGGAGUGCUUGAUGUCAAGCAUCUACUACACCGUGCUCCUACUAGGAAUACUGACUUUGCUCCUAUUAGGAAUACCGACUUUGGAAACGAUAUGGUCGGUAAAGGUAGAAGGAAGGGAGGGAAAAAGAAGAAUAAAAGUAAGAAAAAGGGUGGCGGUAAGAAACGCCACUGAAAUCAAUCAGUUAUUGCAAUUCAAUGAAAUUUAGCAUAUCCUUGUUUCAUAUAUAGAUUUGAUAAUCUGGGUUUUAUUAUUAACAUUUUAUUCACAUAUGGCAUACUAAAUUAGGAAGUAAUUCAGUCUCUGUUAUUUUUAUUCCUUCGGAAUUGAGGGAAUGGGUUUUGUAGUUUGAGUGAUGUAGAAAGUUGCGUUUCAUUUUUCCUUUUUGGGGUUUUGUUUUGUGUAUAAUUAAUGUCAUAUGAUUGAAUAUUAUGGUCC